Eublepharis macularius is the source of this 2043-nucleotide messenger RNA. Its product is annotated as sialic acid-binding Ig-like lectin 5. The transcript has 10 exons. NCBI's taxonomy places the organism in Eukaryota, Metazoa, Chordata, Lepidosauria, Squamata, Eublepharidae. The coding region runs from base 81 to 1895 and encodes 604 amino acids. The record is from RefSeq and is a predicted model, not a curated record.
CAGCGAUAUACCGGCGGCUCCUCUCUGCCUGCAGAAAAAAGUUCCUGCCCCGGAAAGAAAUUUUCAGUGGUUAGAGCAGGAUGCCAGGGGACAGGGGGAACCAGCUGCUCAUAGAUCCCUCCUGGAAGGUGCUGAAUCCAGUCUCCUCUUCCUCUAUAGCUUUAAUAGUUCUGAUCUUUGCUUCCCUGUAUAAAGGUUUGCUGAGCCAAAAUACAGAUUAUAAACUGAGCGUUCAGGACUCGGUCUCCGUGCAACGCGGCCUCUGUGUCCACAUUCCCUGCAACUUCACUUACAAUGCUGCAGACAGGAGGAACCCCCAAAAACUCUAUGGUUACUGGUUUCGGGGAUCACGUUAUCUUGUGGCCACCAAUGAUGAUAAGCAGAGAUAUCCUGAGGGGCAUUUCAAGUUAACAGACGAUCUGGAGCAAGGCAGUUGUUCCUUCAGCAUCCUUGAUGCCAAGUCAAAUGACCAGGGAUGGUACUACUUUCGAAUUGAGGACAACAGUUUUGGAUACAGCUACAUCAAUUAUCACCAAACUCAUAAGAAACUUCAAAUUCUCAUAACAGAGUUUGCAGAGAAACCACGGAUCCUGAACUCAUCUGCAGUACUUUCUGGGGAGGAAGCUGUUUUCACCUGUUCAGUGCUGGGCCCCUGCUCUAAGAUGGAGCCUAGGUUCUUUUGGAUAAGUCGUCAGAUCAGACAUGAAACACCUUACUGGAGUCAUCAGCAGAUCAAUGGCAGCUGGAUCUAUGGGUCCAACUUCACCUUCACACCCUCCCUGAGUGAUCAGGGCAAAGAGCUCACCUGCAAAGUCUGGUACCCUAAUAUAUGGGAAUAUGCUGAGAACACCUUCCUUCUUGACAUAGCUGAUCCACCCAAGACUGUUGAGAUCUCCACAAAUGCUACAAAUCAAGAGCAUCUUGCUUUGUGCUUACCUGAUGCAAAAAGGGAUGUGGAUUCAGCUGUGGCUCGAGAAGGUGAAAGCAUCCACCUGGUUUGUAAAGCGGACGGCAGGCCUGACCCCACCCUGAGCUGGAGGAAAGGGAACAAGACCCUCAGUGAGACCAAACAGGGCAAGGAGUACAUUCUUCCACUGAUGGAGGUCAGGCCAGAAGAUGCAGGGCAGUACCAAUGCCAGGCAGAGACUUCAUACAGUUCCGCCAACAAGAGCCUGCAGUUGUGUGUGCUGUAUCGUCCAAGACUCUGCAGUCAGUCCAGGAGCACAUGUUGGCAAAAGGACAACAUUCUCCACUGCAACUGCUGUCUGGACUCCUGGCCCAAACCUCAGAUUCGAUGGGAAGUGGAUGGGCGGAAACCGAGUGAGGGGAACCCACCGAUCACUUCCAUGGACCAAGAGAAUGAAGUUAUCAGCACUCUGAGAUGGACAACAGAGAACCCAGACAAGAACCAUAGUAUCAUUUGCUUUGGGACAAAUCUUUACGGGGCCUACACACUUCACUUUCUACUCAGUCCCCCUACAAAAGGGAGUCAUGCAAGUUUAGCCAUAUCUGGGCUCUGUGGAGCUUUGGUGGGUGUCAUCCUUUGCGUGCUUUGCCUCUGCCUGAUCAAGUUUUAUAAGCAAAGGAAAGCAAAAUCAUCUUCGAAAACCAGCGGUGUGGAAGUUCUGAAUUCUGCCAAUGGGGGGCACCAGAGAGCCACUGAUGGCAGCUUGAUCUAUAGCAACAUUUCAUCUGUGGGUCAAAAAUCACCUCGUGUUGACUACUCCAAAGCAGGUACAGAAAGAAUUUCAACCUUCAACCCCCGGGUUCCCAGUUCAAGCGUUGCUGACCCAGAAGAGCUCUACUAUGCAACCCUGGAGUUCUCCAAGCUGAAAGACAAAGAAAGAACAGCCCCAGAAGAGUCUGUGGACUAUUCAGCAGUCAAACAGAAAUAACCCCCCCAGUCCUCCCAAGAAGCAAUGCAGUAUGGGAGGGCCGUCCCUAGCAGGAUCGAAGUAGAUGCCGGAUAAUGAUACAGAUAUCAAGGACAGGUGGAGUUACUAGAGUAGUGAGUUUCUAAGUACAGUUUGUCAAAAAUAACGU